Molecule: messenger RNA, 1431 nt
Organism: Cajanus cajan (pigeon pea)
Lineage: Eukaryota; Viridiplantae; Streptophyta; Magnoliopsida; Fabales; Fabaceae
Product: protein MODIFYING WALL LIGNIN-2
Source: RefSeq, a predicted model, not a curated record
GGCAGUUAUAUAUACUUAUUUAUAUAGAUAUAAAGUAGAGAAAACUAGGAAACUUCGUUAUUAGUCCUCAUCAUUGUGAAAAAUUGACCAUUCUAGACAGAUAAUUGUUGUUUAUAUGUUAUAUGUUAUAUGUUACAUACUUAUAAAUAUUGAGCAAUUUUUGUCACCGAUUUGGCCUUAUUGUUGGUGUCUAUCUCUAACCAUUUCAGCAAGCGGUUGACCAGCUACAAAACAAAUUGAAAAGUUGUAGCUGAUUUUUCCCAAUUCAGGAUAUAUGCAGUUAGGAAUGGUAUCUCCUUCAAAACAAUGAUAGACAUAUUGGGAAGGAAGUCUCAACAACCACAAAGGAAGGAACUGAAAGAAGAGGGGGAUGGACAACACCUUCAAGGCACCACCAAAUCAUCUUUCUAUUUGAGUAGCUUCCGAGAGUUAUUCCUUAUUCUCUCUUCUUUGGUGUCUUCACAGAAACAACAACCCCACCAUGGAAACUCCUCCUAAAUACAAAUUCACAUUGAUCCUCUUCAUCACCAUCUCCCUCUCUCUUGGCUUAGUUUCCUUCACCUUGUGUGUGGUCUCCGAGAUUAAGAGGAACAAGAAGGAGGAUCUCAGAUGGAAUGGGAAACUAUGUCAUUUACCAUCAAGUCCAGCAUUUGGAUUGGGUAUUGCAUCUUUGGUUAGUUUGGUUUUGGCCCAAAGCAUUGGGAAUUCUAUACUAUUCAAGAAUUGUUGUUCAGGAGGGAAAAGAAACGCGCAGUAUAAGAUACCUGUCGUUGCAAGAAUUCUACUUUUGAUCUCUUGGAUUGGCUUUGCAAUUGUAGUUAUUUUAUUAAUUGCUACCACAAGCAUGAGCAGAAAGCAGCCCUAUGGGGAAGGGUGGUUGAAUGGUGAGUGCUACCUUGUCAAAGGAGGGGCAUACACUGGUUCAGCCAUAUUGAUCCUAGUUACAGUGGGUUCGUUAAUUGGUGCAGCUUUGUUAACAAUGAAGACCAAUCAAGCAGAACAGGGUCAGAAAGUACACGCACAAACGGGGUGACACUUGAGAUUAAAGAAUUUAUGUAUACAUGGAAACCAUGCAGAGUCAGAGUUUUGGUGCAAACCAAGAAGCUAUAAAAUGAAUUGAGGACCGUCAAUUACUCUUAGAAAGAAGCCUCACAAGUUGAAGAGGGAAAGGUCCAAGGCAUACAAUCUCAGACCAACAAGAGGCUUCCAAAGGAAUACUAGUCUUUAGAAGUAAAGGAAGGUGCCGGAAGCAACCAACAUUCAUUAAAUUGUUUGUUAAAUGUACCGAGGAAUAACUAUUUUUUCGACUUACACGAUACGAAAGAGACAUUUCUUUUGUACACAUACACAUUAUCUCCAUGGUAGUGACUGCCUCAUAGGAACUCAUUUUGGAUCCCACUCGCAUAAUUAAUAAUUGUUUUGUAUUUUUUA